Messenger RNA from Acanthosepion pharaonis, 831 nucleotides. NCBI's taxonomy places the organism in Eukaryota, Metazoa, Mollusca, Cephalopoda, Sepiida, Sepiidae. The record is from the annotation of a GenBank genome assembly.
AUGUUUCUUUAUUCCUGUUCAAUGGAUGAAGGGAAGUUGACUGAGAAUGAGAGAUUCUUUCUCUUCCACUCAUUCUCCUUUUGUAUUUAUCUCCUUUUUUUCUGUUCCUUUUUUUGUUUAUUCUUCUCUUUCACCACCGUAUUUUUUCUUUACUAUUCUAUUCUCAUUCUUUUUUUAUCACUUUGGGAGUUUCUUUUCUUUUCCUUCCUACUCCCUAUCAUUUUCUCGGCCAUUUUGUUAAAGAUCUCUUUCCUGUCUUUUCUCUUGGCUCUUUUUUUUUUAUUUUUGCUUAUAUCUGAACUUUUCUUUCGACCCAUUCUUCUUAUGAUUGUCUUAUUUUUCCUUUCUUUCUCUCUGCUUUUUCCUGCUUUUAUUAUUCUGAUUGAUAUUUUUCAGUUUAUUUCUAUCUCCUCUCUCUAUUCCCCUCUUUCUUUUCUCUCCCAUUUCUCCUUCCUCUUCUUUUCUCUCAUCCUCCCUUUCUUCAGCCUUCCCUCACCUCCACCUCUUCUUUUCUCCCUCCUCUCUUUUCUCUUUAGCCUUUCUUGCCUGCUCUUUUUAUUUCCCUUUCUUAUCUCUUUUCUCCCCCUCCUAUUUUUUCUUUUGUCUCCUUUUUCUCUUCUUCCACUCCUCCCAUUCUCCCUUUAUUCUCUUUCUCUUCUCCUUUGCUUGUCUUCUUCUCUUUCUCUUCUCCCUUUCUUCUGUCCUCUCCUUUCUCUUCUCCCCUCUUUCUAUUCACCCUUUCUUUCCUCCUUUCUUAUAUCUGCUACCCCCUUUUCCUUCCUGUUUCUGUUUUACUCUCUUCCUCCUAUACUACCUGGCUCCAAGUUCUAG